AUGCACGAUAGUCUUAGUGAGGAUGGAAAUGUAUUUAUCAGCCUUGGCGUCUGUGCCAUGGCCAAGAAAACCAAGUCGAAGCCAAUGAAGGAAAUCCUUCGGCGUCUAGUGAAAUUUCAGCACAUUCGUGUGAUUGUUUUCGAAGAGAGAAUGAUCUUGAAGCAACCGAUAGAAGCAUGGCCUGUGUGUGAUGCUCUGAUCAGCUUUUACUCAGAUGGGUUUCCUCUACAGAAGGCUAUUGCAUAUUCAAAAUUGAGAAGGCCUUACUUAGUGAAUGAUCUAGAAGCACAGUACGUUUUAAUGGAUAGAAAAAGAGUUUAUGAGUGUCUUCAGUCGGAGGGCAUCCCAGUUCCUCGAUACGCCUGUGUGGAAAGGAGUGAUCCGAAGAAUCCUGUUAAUGUUAUCGAACACGAUGAUGCUAUCGAGAUAGAUGGCGAGGUAUUUCACAAACCCUUUGUCGAAAAGCCCUUGAAUGCGGAAGACCACAACAUCUACAUCUAUUUUCCAAGUAGUGCGGGCGGUGGAAGCCAGCGUCUAUUUCGAAAAGUUGGGGAUCGAAGUAGCAAAUACUUCCAGAUCAGUACAAUUCGGACUGAAGGAUCGUACCUGUAUGAGGAAUUUAUGCCGACCGACGGGACGGAUGUAAAAGUCUACACUGUUGCUGACGAUUAUGCACACGCUGAGGCUCGCAAGUCUCCUGCUCUCGACGGCAAAGUGGAACGAGACAGCGAAGGUAAGGAGAUUCGUUACCCAGUCAUACUGACGCCACGAGAGAAGAUAAUCGCCAAGAAGGUAGCAAAAGUGGUUAAACAGCAGAUUUGCGGUUUUGACCUUCUUCGCGCCAACGGCAUGUCCUACGUGUGUGACGUGAACGGUUUCUCCUUUGUGAAGACCUCGCGAAAGUACUACGAUGACUGCAGCCAUGUUUUGGGUGUACUAAUUACCCGGGUGAUAGCGCCUCGUCUGUGUCCAACAGGAAUGGGGCCCUGGAUUACACCCGGCACUGACGAUGACAUACCUUUAGUGCCUACGACCUGUGGCACUAUCAUGGAGCUCCGAUGUGUUAUUGCUGUUUUUCGACACGGAGAUCGGACGCCGAAACAGAAAAUGAAGAUGGAUGUGCGUGACGAACGCUUUUUCAAAUUAUUCAAGAAGUACGCUGGUGAACGAACUCUCGAACUAAAGCUAAAAAAACCCACUCAGCUGCAGGAAGUCCUUGACAUCGUCCGUGAUAUCCUCGAUGACAUUGAAAGCGGAAAAUUGAAGAACUCUGAGCUCGAGGAGAAAAAAGCCAAGUUUGAACAACUCAGGUACGUUCUCGAGAUGUACGGUUCCUUCAGUGGCAUCAAUCGAAAAAUACAACUCAAGUACCAGCCAAACGGGAGAGUCGUUAGCACAUGUAAAAAGAAGGAAAGUGGCAAAAAUGGAACGGAAGACAAGAACUCGGUUUCCUUAGGCGAUAAACUGAAUCGCAGUCGGUCGGGUAAAAGCACAACCCCUUCUCAAGGCAAAGGACUGCUCACUGCUGGGCGCGAAGAGAACGAAGUUGACAACGUUCAGUCUCCAGACGCUGCUGUUUGCUCUUCGGGAGCAACAGUUGAUGGGGACCCUUGUAUCCUUCUAGUGGUUAAAUGGGGUGGCGAACUUACAGCGGCGGGACGCCAACAGGCGGAGGAUCUAGGUCGGGCCUUCCGAUGCAUCUAUCCCGGCGGCGAUGGCAAUUACGGCAAAAAUCCUGGUCUGGGGCUGCUCCGCCUGCACUCCACUUAUCGCCACGAUCUAAAAAUCUACGCCUCCGACGAGGGCCGCGUCCAAAUGACUGCCGCGGCUUUUGCUAAGGGAUUUCUUGCACUGGAGGGAGAGUUGCCGCCGAUCCUCGUGCAAAUGGUUAAAAGCGCCAAUACCAACGGGCUACUGGACAAUGACAAUGACUGUCACCAGUAUCAGCAGAUGGUUAAGAAACGCAUCAAAAAGGUGAUGGCGUACAAAGGUGUGUGGGGUGAAGAGCAUCGACAGGCUCUGGCUCCCACAGGAGCAAAAUCUCUACUGAACGCCAUGGAUUUCGUGCGCAAUCCGACGGAGGCGUGCGCUAAAUUGUUUGGCUAUGUACAGAGAUUAGCUAACCGAGUGGCAAUGAUGACCGCCAACCCACGCGAAAGGGCAAAAGUGGCUCUGUAUCAUAAUGAAUCUUGGGAUCUCUUGCUCAGGCGUUGGGGAAAACUAGUUAAGGAUUUCCGUUCUCCUAGUGGUGACUACGACGUCUCAAAACUGCCUGACAUUUAUGAUAACAUCAAGUAUGAUAUUCAGCAUAACUCGGGUAUUUUAAUCGAAUCGGAAAUGCUUGACUUCUUCAGCCUGGCACGCGCACUCGCAGACAUUGUGGUACCCCAGGAAUAUGGUAUUACCAAAGAGGAGAAGCUCGUCAUCAGUCAGCGCAUUUGUACACCUCUAUUGCGGAAAAUCCUCUCCGACGCCCGUUACACCGACGUUGACGAAUGCACCCGUUUGCAUGCUGGUUAUUCGAAAGGGGUCGCGUCUCCGGAGCGCUUUGUGCGAACUCGGCUCUACUUCACUAGCGAAAGCCAUCUCCACUCCAUUCUGACCUGCUUGCAGCACGGUGGACUGGCGGACGCUGCCACGGACGAGCAAUGGAAACGCGCCAUGGACUACGUGAGCACGGUACCAGAACUCAACUAUUUGUCUCAAGUUGUUAUCAUGAUUUACGAGGAUCCAACUGUGGAACCGAAGACAGAAAAGAAAUUCCACGUAGAAUUGCACUUCAGUCCCGGAGCGCACGCCCUUUGUCGAGAUCUUCCGGCUGGUUCCGGUUUUAGACCUGGACGUCGUGAGACCAGUCUAUUGAGUAGUUCUACAUCUUUGGCGGAGACUAGUUUUGAUUCUGCGAGCGAGCAAACCGGUGUGGACGGGACUCUAACGCACUCUUCGCCAACUUCAGCCGCCACAUUUUCACAGGGCCACAAAAAAGCUGCCCUUCCUUCGCGUUCCCCAAAUUCACGUGCUCAAGUAAUAAGCAAACAGUGUUUUUCGGCUUGUCGAAGCCUCUGUAUUGAUAGAUCGCUACCUGCAGACUUGCACGAAGUAGGUCGGGCAACUGAGUCGUCUGCCACGUCCGCCUGUGCCCAACCGCCGGCCAGGAGUCAUGCCGAUAAGCAUCGAAAAAAUGUGCGAAUAUCUCGACAAACCUCCGUUGUGUAUCGUCCACCAGCACUUCAAUCGGGGCUGUGCUACGCGGACGUUGUGAACCAAGAUGCGGUGUUGGGCCAUCGUUCAAGAAUGCAGGAACUCUGGCUUGAGAAUACUCGCAACUUGCAUAGACAAAGCCAGCGUGUUCUCAAGAAAGGUACGGAGCGCUCAAUGAGUACCGGUCCUAUGGUUGAGCACGCUUCUACCUCACCGUCGAUACUCACAAGUGAGAAUAAUUCCAGUUGGCACGAUAAAACACUGACUACCGUUUGCAAACCCAUGCAAAGAGCUCUGAAUUCGGACGGAGAUAAUGUAUUAGCAACAAGAUUGAUACCCCCUCACUUUUCACAAACCCGUGGUAGAUUUACAGUGACGUCGCCUCACUUAGACUUACCGGAGAUUUCGGCAUUGAAACCUCCCACCUCUACCGCUCAGUGGAAUCCCUGGUACACUGAUACGAUGGACUUGGAAGACGAUGACGAUAUUGAAACCACUGGUGAGCCGGAGGUAUCCACGUCGCAUUCUACUCUGGAUUUAGCUGUUGUCAACCCCUCCGCAAGUUCUCCUCGCCACUUUUCAGCAACGACACCAGGAUCUCCUGUGAAAUGGAUGUGUCAGAAUCGUGGAUCACCUCCGUGCCUUGUGAACGCACCCGUCGCAAGACGUUUGAGUUUUGGAGACAAGCCGCAGGAAUUUUGCACUCUCCAGUCGAAGUCUUCGUGUCUUGGAGGCGAGGACGCAUCGGUAACAGCUCAGGUUUACACUUCGUUAGACUCCGUGAAGCCGGAUCGAGCUCAAGAACUGUUGGAUCAGGGUGUCCCUGUGGCCCAAUGGCUGAUGGAGUACUUUGAGCAGAUUGAGAAAGCUAAAUGGAGUAAAGGGGGGGAAACCUCCGAAGUGGACCUGGAAGUGGUGGAUUCGCCCAAACAGGCUAAUUAUAAACCCAUUCUUUCCGCAGCCGACUACUUGACAGCGGAUCUCAGCAUGAUUCCGAAGCCCCUUUCAAGCAAUGACACUCGCCGGGGUUCAGUGGAUCAGAUGAUAGCACCAACUGAGAUGUCCGAAGAAGGUACCGUAACGAAUACAGAAGAGAGCCACGCAUCCAUGAGGUCACACGGGGGAUCAGAGGUGCCACCUAAACCGGGAGAAGGAAGUCGAGGUUCUGUGAUCCCUUCCCAGGGUUCCAGUGCUUACUUCCCCGAGCGCCCAACCGAUGCUGCGGCUAAUGUCUCAGUUAACGACAUCGUUGCUAGGGAGCUAAACGCCCUAACCUAUCCAAAUCGCCAAGUGCAGAUCGAUUUGAAAGGUGAGGAUGCACAUUUUUUAAACCUCAAUCAGUUGCGCGCCUUGACGCAGGGUGAUCAGCUCAUUUGGGCACUCGGACCUCUCUAUAGACUGCGUGACAUGUCGUUUCCUGAAUUCCAGCUCCAUUCUCUGCUCAAGAUUGUCUACUACCUACCAGAAAAUCUGAAUUCACCAUGUCCUACACGGCGUGUACGCGGUCUUAUAAGCACUGCUGUGAUUCGUGGUUCCCGGGACACCUACUCAAGCAGUGUCCCAGAUCUCAUUCAACUACUUAACUGUUCGGAUAGUGGUGGUCACUCCCAGGUUGAAACUCCACAAAAUCCGUCGGAUCUCAUGGUACCGAGCGCGCCCAGUGUGCCGGAGAUUUAUCCCUUAGAAACUUUGCACAACGCGAUGACGCUGCACCAACUAGAGAGUUUCUUUGCACGUCUCACGACUACAAAGUUUCCUUCGCCAUUCACAUCACCUCGUCUCUCGUCAGCCGGUGGAGCUCUGCCGCCGACAGAGCGCACCAACAUGGCCGUGAAUGAAGCGCCAAACACGCGCUACAUGAACAUCAUCACACCCACGACAUUCACAAAUGAUGCCGACGACAGGGCAACGUCUGCUGCUGGUGAGCCUCAAUCCAAGGCUUCCUGGCUCAUCAGUCGACGUGUAGAAAGACGUUCGCUGUCGGAACCGGGUGCCACAAUAGCCACCCCCAAUGGGUCACCCGGCACGGCAGAGUUGAAGCCACUAGUGAAGACAGGGAGCUUCUCGUCCAGGAAAGAUGACUCUGUUGCUAUGUCCGCUACAGCAUCACCUAUGUAG
Molecule: messenger RNA, 5319 nt
Organism: Mesocestoides corti
Lineage: Eukaryota; Metazoa; Platyhelminthes; Cestoda; Cyclophyllidea; Mesocestoididae
Source: the annotation of a GenBank genome assembly